Molecule: messenger RNA, 195 nt
Organism: Ostreococcus tauri
Lineage: Eukaryota; Viridiplantae; Chlorophyta; Mamiellophyceae; Mamiellales; Bathycoccaceae
Product: Ribosomal protein S28e
Exons: 5
Coding region: 1-195 (64 amino acids)
Biological process (GO): translation; ribosomal small subunit assembly; maturation of SSU-rRNA
Cellular component (GO): cytosolic small ribosomal subunit; ribosome
Molecular function (GO): structural constituent of ribosome
Source: RefSeq, a predicted model, not a curated record
AUGGACGCCAUCAAACUAGCGAUCGUCAUGAAAGUUAUCGGCCGGACGGGCUCUCGUGGCCAGGUGACACAAGUUCGUGUUAAGUUUUUAGACGACCAGAACAGACAGAUCAUGCGGAACGUGAAGGGACCUGUGAGAGAGGGAGAUAUCUUGACAUUGAUGGAGUCCGAACGUGAGGCUCGUCGUCUGCGUUAG